AUGAAUAGCCGGCUGCAGGAGAUUCGAGAGCGGCAGAAGCUGCGGCGGCAGCUCUUGGCGCAGCAGUUGGGAGCGGAAAACGCAGACAGCAUUGGGGCCGUGCUGAACAGUAAAGAUGACCAGCGGGAGAUUGCCGAGACGAGAGAGAUGUGUAGGGCUGCUUAUGAUACUUCUGCACCAAAUGCAAAACGCAAAUACCCAGAUGAGGGAGAAGCUGAUGAGGAAGAGAUUGAAGAAUAUAAGGAUGACGUAGAGCUGCAGCAAGAUGAAGAGAACCUGCCCUAUGAAGAAGAGAUUUACAAAGACUCCAGUACCUUUCUAAAGGGUACUCAGAGCUUAAAUCCACACAACGAUUACUGCCAACACUUUGUGGACACAGGACACAGACCCCAGAACUUCAUCAGAGAUGUUGGCUUAGCAGAUAGGUUUGAAGAAUAUCCAAAACUUAGAGAGCUCAUCAGAUUGAAGGAUGAGCUGAUAUCUAAAUCUAACACUCCUCCCAUGUACUUGCAGGCAGACUUGGAAGCUUUUGAUAUAAGGGAACUGAAGUCCAAGUUUGAUGUGAUUCUCCUGGAACCACCACUGGAAGAGUACUACCGAGAGACUGGCAUUACUGCCAAUGAAAAGUGCUGGACCUGGGAUGAUAUCAUGAAAUUGGAAAUUGAAGAGAUUGCAGCCUCAAGGUCAUUUGUGUUCCUAUGGUGUGGCUCAGGCGAGGGUCUGGAUCUUGGCCGAGUGUGUCUGCGCAAAUGGGGUUACAGAAGAUGUGAGGACAUCUGUUGGAUUAAAACCAAUAAGAACAAUCCUGGAAAGACCAAGACUCUAGACCCUAAGGCUGUUUUCCAAAGAACCAAGGAGCACUGCCUCAUGGGCAUUAAGGGAACUGUGCGUCGCAGCACAGAUGGAGACUUUAUCCAUGCCAAUGUUGAUAUUGACCUGAUCAUCACAGAGGAGCCUGAGAUUGGCAACAUAGAAAAACCUGUGGAGAUUUUUCACAUCAUUGAGCACUUCUGCCUUGGACGGCGACGUCUUCAUCUCUUUGGAAGGGACAGUACAAUUCGACCAGGUUGGCUGACUGUGGGACCCACCCUCACCAACAGCAACUUCAACGCAGAAACAUACUCUUCAUACUUCACAGCUCCUAACUCCCACCUGACAGGCUGCACUGAGGAAAUUGAGAGACUUCGGCCCAAGUCACCACCACCCAAGUCCAAGUCUGACCGGGGUGGUGGUGCUCCCAGGGGAGGAGGACGAGGAGGGACGUCAGCAGGGCGAGGAGAAAGGGGCAGAGAGAGGAACAGAACUAACUUCCGGGGUGAGAGGGGUGGCUUCAGAGGGGGACGUGGAGGUACCCAUAGAGGAGGCUUCCCCACCCGCUGAUGACUGAUACAUAAUUCUUCUUC
Indicator indicator is the source of this 1403-nucleotide messenger RNA. RefSeq names its product methyltransferase 14, N6-adenosine-methyltransferase subunit (gene METTL14). The record is from RefSeq and is a predicted model, not a curated record. Lineage: Eukaryota; Metazoa; Chordata; Aves; Piciformes; Indicatoridae. Gene Ontology annotation, molecular function: mRNA binding. The transcript is spliced from 11 exons. Gene Ontology annotation, cellular component: nucleus; RNA N6-methyladenosine methyltransferase complex. The coding region runs from base 1 to 1380 and encodes 459 amino acids.